Molecule: messenger RNA, 2746 nt
Organism: Diospyros lotus (date-plum)
Lineage: Eukaryota; Viridiplantae; Streptophyta; Magnoliopsida; Ericales; Ebenaceae
Exons: 4
Coding region: 86-2434 (782 amino acids)
Molecular function (GO): protein binding
Source: RefSeq, a predicted model, not a curated record
AGAGAGACGAUAAACGAAGCCCUAAAUAUGGAGGAAAUGCAUAUAACAACUUAAAAACUUAAAACUCGAUACCCCCCCCCUUUUCAUGGCCAAAACGGACGAAACGACAGUGGUGAAUAGAGAACCGGAGACGCCUUGGGGGACGUGGGAGGAGCUCCUCCUCGCCUGCGCCGUCCACCGCUACGGUACCAACAGUUGGGACUCCGUCGCCGGCGAGGUUCAGCGGCGGAGCUCCGCCUCCGCUGUCCUCAGCCCCGACCACUGUAAAAAGAAAUAUCAGGAUCUUAAGCGCCGAUUCUCCCACCAGAACGGCACCGUAUCACCGCGUGACGGUGAUGACAACAAGGCCGACGCCGUCCCCUGGCUCGACGAGUUGAGAAAGCUCCGAGUCGCCGAGCUCAGACGCGAACUUGAGCGCUGCGAUCUCUCCAUCGUAUCUCUGCAACUGAAGGUGAAGAGAUUGAACGAGGAACGAGAAGAGAGUCUGAGGAAAGGCGACAACGGCGGAGAGAAGUCAGAUCUGGACAAAAAUGUGCACAGAAAAAGAGAUGAGGAAGAGAAAAGAGAACAACGCGGUGAGCCUGAUAAAUUGUCCCCGAGAUCAGUUGCCGGAGAUCCGGUCGCCGGCAACGAAUCCAACCGAGAGAACCAGUCCGUGAGCGAGUCCAACUCGACAGAUCCGAAGGGCGAGACCUAUAAAACCGGAGACGAUGGCAAAGAACCGGAACCUAUUCGGACCGGAGAACGAAAGCCGGAAGCUCAGGACCUCGCCGGCGGUUCAACAAAACCGGUCGGCGAGAAUUCGUGUAACGGUAGCUCGGAUAGUAUAGAGAAGAUGCCGGUCCGGGAGUCAGUGAAGGCUGAACCGGACCGGGGAGCAAGGGACUCGGCCGAGUUGUGGGAAUCGGUGGCCGAGUUGUGGGAAUCGGUGGCCGAGUCGAAGGAUGGUCAUGCCGGCGAUGAGGCCACGGCGAAGGAAAGUAGUGACGUGCAGAGCUCGGCGAGCAAAUCGAGAAAGGAAGGAGUGUCCGAUAAGCUGCGCUCCGGCUGCAUCAGCGGUGAUGAACCCGAAAACGAUGAUCAAUCUCCCGCCAUGAAAGUGAUCUCCGUUAAAUCGCAACCGUUAGUUGAUAUCCUUGAGAUUGUCCGGUCUCACAGGCUUGGCUCGGUUUUUGAGCGCCGGCUCGAGAGCCAGGUAGCUAGCAGGUGUUGGUUGCAGCUCCUUUGGACUUAUAUCAAUCAUUCAUUCCUGUUCCAAAAUGUUGGAGAGUACAGGGGGAAGAAGGAUGAAGAAAAAAAAUUAAAAAAAAAAAAACUCAGGAAUCAGUGUGGUCAGGGUGCUAGUUAUUGCCUAACUUCUCAUCUGAAGGAAACGCCAGAGUACAAGAACUUGAUUCGACAACAUAUGGAUCUUGAAACUAUCCGAAUGAGGAUUGAGGAAGGUUGCUACUCAGGUUGCAACAAGAAGUUCUUUCGUGAUAUGCUGCUGCUCUUCAACAAUGCAAUCAUUUUCUUUGGCAAAAAGUCCCGAGAAUCUGUUGCAGCUAUUGAGCUUCGACAACUUAUUUCCAAAGAGAUGAUCCAGAGGACACCCAAGUUGGAAUUGUCAGCUGGAGAACAAACUUCAUUGCCACCUUUACCCCUUUCCUCAAAGCCAGACCCUGAACCAAGUGAUUCCUUACUACUGAAGCCAAAGAUUUCCAAUCCGAUUAUAGUUUGCCGGAAGCGCAGUUCAAUUGCUAAAGCAUCGGGAUCAUCAUUGGGAGCAGCAGAUAGAAAGAGGGAACAAAAAGCAGCAUUGCUUGAAGAGAAACCGAUUUUAGAUUGGAAGCAACCUAGUAAAACCUCGAAGAACACAGAAGAAAAUAGAGUCACAAAGAAAAGAACUAGAGACAGAUUUGCUUCAGGUCCGGGAAGCUCAAAGAAAAAUGGGGGCAAGAAUCAGGCCAAUCCCGAAAAGAAUUCAGAAAAUGUUUCCAGUCAAAACCAAGGGAAGGGCGGGUCUUCAACCGAGCGUUCAGAGGCAAAAAGUGAGAGGAACACCACCACUGUGGCAGGUGCAAAGAAAAGAAGUGCGGCUAACUUCUUGAACAGAAUGAAGCGAGGCUCGUCCACAAACAACGGAUCUUUGCUCGAUACAUUAAAGACCUCGGCUAUUAGUUCCAACAAUAGCAGAGGAGGAGGAGCCGGUGAUCAGAAGGCUAGCAGCAAUGGCAAGGGUAACGGGAAGAAAGAGCAGGCUUCUAGGAGGGCUGCCGGGGGCAGGCAAGUGAAGGAACAAGAAAGCCCGGCAAAGCGAAGUGUUGGUCGGCCGCCAAAGAGGGCUGCAGCUCCACCUCACCCGCAGCCUGGAGUUGCAGGGAAACGAGGUAGGGAAGGCGGUGAUGCCGAGACUUCAGCUUCCAGACAGCCAAAGAAGAGAUCAAGGAAGUGAAGGUGGUGGGCUGUAUUUGUACAUUACACUGUAUGGGGCGAAUUGUCUUUUGUACUGAUAGGUUUUUUAUUUUUGUUUUCUAUCCCCCUUUUUAUACUUUGAAGUUUGAGAUGUAUCUUGCUAAUUUAAUUGUAGCUGCAGCCUCUUGUCUUUCUCUGAAGUCCAAAGCCAAAGGAGAAAUUGCAAACAUAACAUGCUCAUGGCAAAAAGUAAAAAGUCUCUGUAUCUGAAUUAGUUUAGUUGUAGGGGUUUUAUGUUUCUUUUCAUUGAUUUGAUUAUCUGAAUUUCAAUAACUUUACUGUUUUUUUAGUA